Syngnathoides biaculeatus (alligator pipefish) is the source of this 5003-nucleotide messenger RNA. It is a transcript of the gene tmem131l, whose product is annotated as transmembrane 131 like. Gene Ontology annotation, cellular component: membrane. The record is from RefSeq and is a predicted model, not a curated record. Lineage: Eukaryota; Metazoa; Chordata; Actinopteri; Syngnathiformes; Syngnathidae. The coding region runs from base 137 to 4753 and encodes 1538 amino acids. The transcript is spliced from 34 exons.
UGAGGAGACUGAGGAGGGAGGGACAGACUGCUCGCUGGGGGAGGCGGCUGCUGCUGUGGCGGAGGAGAGAACCAAGGAGCACCUAUCGAGCGAGUGCGGCGGCGUCGGCGGCGGUGAGGUGAAACACAAGGAAGGCAUGGCGGGGCCGCAGGACUUCCAGCAGGGCAGCUACUGUCACCGGAAGACGUGGCUCAACGUUCUACUGGGAAUAUUGCACUUAAUCUUACCCUGCGUGCAGCACGGAGGAGCUCAGAGACAAGCUCUGAGUCAAAUGACCACCAGCGUGGUUGAGGUCUGGCAGCCGGAGGAUGCAGACACGCUAGUCCCGCUGCAGGUGGAAAAGGGGCCAACAAAAGACGGUCUUCACUUUGAAGAAAGCUCCUCUCUUUUUAAUGUGGAGAAUGGGAGACCGUUGCAUUUCCAGCCCGCAGCGUUAAUGUUCGGAAAUCAGCCGCUGGGGCUGCCGAGAGCCGAAACCAUAAAUGUACACAACCCCAGCCAGGAGGUUCCUGUGACGCUGCUGUCCAUGUUUACAUCCAGCAGGCACUUUUACAUACCUUCCUUCCACAGAAGAGUGAUCCCACCUAGAGGGAAAACAUCUUUUAAACUAAUUUUCCUCCCAUCUGAAGAGGGCAACGUAGAAAACACAUUAUUUAUAAACACAUCAGCCCACGGGCUGCUUUCAUAUCAGGUCUUUGGUGUGGGUGUUCACCAGGGCUCGAUAAAGUCUGUCCAACGGAAGGACAGUCUGCUGGUGUUCCCUCAUAUACAGAGCAUCAAGUUGACCCAAACUCAGGAAGAUGUGUCCAACAUCACCAUACUGGGUCUAGUGCUCGAGUGCAGCUUACCCAAGAGUUUUUUCAUGAAUUCACAGGGUUCCUGCCUCCAGAGUGAGGAGCACCUCAGCCUGCAGAUGGACCUGUCAGCACGCGGCGACCAGCCUGCCGACCUGGACAAGCUCAAGCCUUACGUCAUUGAGCACAUCUUGUUACUGCUAGUGGCCCCUGCUGCUGGACUAGCAGCAGUAGGGGAACCAAAAAUAGGAGUUUAUAUGCAAAAUUCUGGAAGCAAAAGGCUCCAUGUAAAGGACAUCCAGGUGCUGUCCAAAGUGGAAGCCAGUCUGGAAAUAAAUCGAGUUCUUCUGCGAUCAGAAGCAAAAAACUUUACUGAAGUGGCCACCCUCACCCGGAGAGGUUCUACGCCAGGCCACGGAAAGAAAUGUGUUAGUCAUAUCAGUUUAAAGGUUCUAGGCACUCAGAUGACCCACAACCUGGCCGGAUUACACACCACACACAGGUGGAGCACAGAGGACCUGUCCAGCCUUUUCCAAGUGAAACAAAAAACUACAGAGCAGGUAGAUCUGUGGCUGACCAACCCAUUCACGCUGCCACUCACUGUGACGAGCGCCAGCCUCUCACACAAACUCCAGGGGGCGAUGAAGGUGGUGAACUUCAACAGCCCGCUGACUGUGCCACAAGGCUGUUGGCCCGUGUUAUCCCUGCAGCUCUUCAACAGGGCCCUGCCGGCCAGCCACUCCUUCACGCUCGACCUGUACACCGAACUGGGCACAACCGUGCGCGUCCCCCUCUACUUUCAUGCUGAUCCUUCCAAGCAGGGAGACUUGGUCUUUGAGUCCGAGCAAGAGUGUGGACGACUGUGCCCGAUGAAGUUGUCCGAAGCAGGUCGCUCAGAAUGGCAACGAACACUUAUUCCAGAUUUCUCUCACUCGUCUUGGACAGUGGACAGCAAGCUGGCCGCCGAACUGUUCUCCCGGUGGCAAAACCACAAAGACAAUCUGCCUUGCAGGUGGACCAGGUUCCCUGUGGAUACAUCCUCGCCUCUGGAUUUUGGUGCCACGCCCAUCAACGAGAGGAAGGUGAAAACUUUGUUGCUUCAGAACCCUUCCUCAUCUGUGGUUUCUGUGGAAAUCCAGAUUAUUUCCCUUUAUCCUUCACCUCUUGGGGCUCUGGAUCUUCUCACUAAAUGGUUUAAUAUAAGCCCCGUGGCCAUCAACAUCAGCACUGCUGAGUUCUCUCUUUUGGACGCACCCCCUAAGGUGAGCAAGGACCUGGAGCCCUCGAGGGGUGAAGGGGUCCUGCGCCUGUUGCUGCAGCCCUGGGAGUCCCGGGAGGUUGCUGUCAUGUUCAACCCAUCCGAACACAAACCCACCACCACUAUCCUCAUCAUCAGGAACAACCUGACUGUGUUUGACAUGGUAACAGUGAGGGGCCAUGGGGCCAAAGAGCUGCUCAGGGUUGGGGGCAAACUGCCCGGUCCGGGGGCCUCUCUGCGCUUCAACGUCCCUCAGUCCACGCUGAUGGAGUGCAGAGAUGGCCUGCGGGGCAGUAACAAGCCGCUCUUCGCCAUCCGCAAGAGCUUCAAAGUGGAGAAUGCCGGCGAGCUGCCACUCACAGUCACAUCCAUGAACGUCAACGGUUACAAGUGUCAGGGCUUUGGUUUCGAGGUGCUGCAGUGUCGCUCCUUCAGCCUCGACCAAAACGCCUCUUCCGAAAUCACAGUAGCGUUCACACCGGACUUCACCUCGUCCUGGGUGAUCCGUGACCUGGUGCUGGUCACGUCACGAGGCACCGCCUUUCCGUUCACCCUCAACGUGACGCUGCCCCACCACAUGUUGCCCCUCUGUGCCCAGGUUGUGCCGGGCCCCAGCUGGGAGGAAUCUUUCUGGGUGGUCACGCUCAUCUUCACCUGUUUCUCCCUGUUUGGUGUGUGCUUGAUGGCUUUCCAUCAGGCACAAUAUAUCCUCAACGAGUUUUCCAUACCCACCAUUCGGAGCAACCACAACUCGAACUUGUCCCGGGAUAACGGCCCCAUCAACAACAUCACACCCAACACUGUCAAUAAACCCAAGGGCAGCUGUAAGAGCUACGUGGACACCUGCCACACCUCGGACAAAGGGAAGGGUCGUGGAUCCCCGGCGCUCUUAAACAGCCCCGCUCAGCGUCCUCAGUCAUCCAAGAAGAGCCCAUCCAGUGCUGUGUCACAGCCUCAGAAGAAACACAAGGUGUCUCUGUACUACAGCAAGUACAAGCCCAGCGCAGUCACUACUGCGUCCGUGACUAUGGAUGAAGAGCACGAGGAGCAUGAGGAAGUGGUACCCGAACCCCCUCUGACUCCAGACCCUGACGUCUGCAACAACAACAAUGAACCGGCGUUCAUCAGCCAGAUGGCUAAAAAGGCGCCAGUGGACUUUAAAGUUGAAGAUAGCGUGCCAGCAGCAGUUAUAUUUCCAGUGGAAAUUCCUGCUGGCUUCCCUCAAAAUGUCACACUUGGUCCUGGACCAAGACCGGGCCUGCUGCUGUGCAAACCAGUCGAGAUGAGUCACGCCGGACACUACGAACCUGCCGUGAUGCACUGCGAGCAGCCGGCCAGCGCCGAACUACAGUUAAGGGAAGACAGCAAAGGGCCGAAGAAGAAGGCACCUAUUGCAGACACAGGAAGUAGUAGUAGUAAUAGUAAUAGUAGUACUAAUAAUAAGGGAAAAAGAAGUCGCAGGAAGACGGAAACCGUCUCAAGUGCUCCAGAGCAGAAAGCUCCGCUGCUUCCAGAGAGGGAUCGAGAGCCCGACUGGAGUGCCGCGGACCACAACCUGCCUACAUCCCGCAACAGGAACCGCUGCGGCAACGUCCCGGCUGCAGAACCGCCCAAACUCGGACAGCGUUCUGAUAUUUCUGUCAGACAGAACGGAGGCGUGUGUCCUGCCCGCAGUCGGCGAAAGUGCGUUGCCGAGCGGCGCCCGUGCGAGUCCGGCUCGGACUCGGGCAGUUCGUCGGGCAGCGUGAGGGCCAGCAGGGGCAGCUGGGGCAGCUGGAGCAGUGCCAGCAGCUUGGAGGGCGACAAGGAAGCCAGACACGCCUGCGCUACCUCAUCCAGAAAAAGGGACCCCAUACACUAUAGCAUAUACACAGCUGAGCGAGACCCAUACCAGACGGCGAAUGCCAACUGCAAACCCCUCAGUGCGUACCGCAAAGACCAGUGCCAAAGCCCCGAUUCGGCGGUGUCCAGUUUCGCUCCGAGCUUUGCCGCCGUCACCGCCGGGGUGGAGCGGAACAUCGAUCUAACGGGUCAGUUCUUGCAAGAGGAGACGUGGUCGCCACCCUCGGUCCCGCUCACCAACGAGUUCCGGUACAACACCACCGCUGCCGAAGCGCUCAGCUUCAUCCAGCAGCCGGCCUCGCCCAGGCCCUACAAUGGGUUUGCAUGGAGAAGUGCCAACAACCAUUGCAGUAAUUCCUACACCUACAGUGAGGAAGGCAACUACAUAGGAAAUUCAGCAUUUCCAGCGGGAUUUCCCCACCAGGAGGCCCACCGUGUCCCCCCAGGGGGUCAGGCCGGAUGGAACGAGCAAAAUACCCAAGAAUCGCCCUCCACUUGGGACUCUGCGGCCUGUGUGGGAACCAAGCCUUUCUUCUCAGGCACGCGAAGUCUGUCGCCAAUGUCGAGCCUGUUCGGCUCCAUAUGGACACCACAGAGCGCCCCCUACCACCACCACGCCCACCUGCACCACGAGCGCUCGGCGCCCAUGUCCCCAGCGUCGCCCGUAACGUCCCCGCACACGCCCUUUACCCGGGAGUCGGCGGAGGCGCCCGCGUGCGGCGUCGUCGGGGGCGGCGUCCCGUUUUCCAGCUUCAACCCGUUCGGCCCGCACAUGAACCUGGACAUCUGGAACUCGUCGUCCAACCGCAGCUCCAACUCGCAGCUGUCCAACGACUCGGGUUACUGCGGUGACGUUUAAGAAAAAUAAAAGGAAAAACAAUAAGGAAAAAAUGCAUCACAAUAAUUGCAAAAACAUAUAGAACAUGGAUAUAUAUCACCAAGGAAAAAAAAUGAAUGUUCUUUUAUCAAUAAUGGGGAAAAUGUGAAUAUUCCUUUUUCUUUUAUGUUCCCAUUUUCAAACGUUGUGGACAUUUGUUGUAUAUUUUUCUAGAUGUUUUGCAGUUUUGAUCAUAGAAAAUUAAAAACAAGGUUUUGUACUUGAACAAUGU